This is a messenger RNA of Stegastes partitus (bicolor damselfish), 4708 nucleotides long. It is a transcript of the gene aox6, whose product is annotated as aldehyde oxidase 6. Lineage: Eukaryota; Metazoa; Chordata; Actinopteri; Pomacentridae. The coding region runs from base 1 to 3993 and encodes 1330 amino acids. Gene Ontology annotation, molecular function: 2 iron, 2 sulfur cluster binding; molybdopterin cofactor binding; iron ion binding. The transcript is spliced from 35 exons. The record is from RefSeq and is a predicted model, not a curated record.
AUGUCUGCAGGCAAACGGGGAGACACUUUAUGCUUCUUUAUCAACGGGAAAAAGGUGACGGAGGACCAUGCGGAUCCCGAGACGAUGCUGCUGCCCUUCCUCCGGGAGAAGCUGAGGUUAACUGGAACCAAGUCCGGCUGUGGCGGUGGAGGCUGCGGCGCGUGCACGGUGAUGGUGUCGCGCUACCAGCCCGCGACCAAGACCUUCACACACUUCUCGGCCAACGCCUGCCUGCUGCCGCUCUGCCAGCUGCACGGUGCCGCCGUCACCACGGUGGAGGGAGUCGGCAGCACCAAGACCAGGAUCCACCCGGUUCAGGAGCGAAUCGCGAAGGCUCAUGGAUCCCAGUGUGGCUUCUGCACUCCGGGGAUGGUGAUGUCCGUGUACGCUCUGCUGAGGAACAAACCGCAACCGAGCAUGGACGACAUCACGCAGGCCCUGGCUGGGAAUCUGUGUCGCUGCACCGGAUAUCGACCGAUUGUUGACGGCUGCAGGACCUUCUGUCAGGAAGCCAACUGCUGCCAAGCUAACGGAGGCGCCAACUGUUGCCUCAACGGAAACCCUGACGAACCCGAGGACGAAAAGCCACGGCUUUUCAAGGAGGAAGAUUUUUUGCCGUUGGACCCGACGCAGGAGCUGAUCUUCCCUCCAGAGCUGAUUCUGAUGGCCGAGACGGCGAACCCGGAAACGCUCACCUUUCACGGGGAGAGGGUGAGCUGGGUGUCCCCCACCUCGCUGGAGGAGCUGGUCCAGCUGAAGAGCAAACAGCCUGCAGCUCCUCUGGUGAUGGGCAACACCAACAUAGGUCCAGACAUGAAGUUCAAAGGCGUCCUCCAUCCGCUGAUCAUCUCUCCGAGCAGAGUGAAGGAGCUGUUCGAGGUCUCGGAGACGCCACAGGGCGUCUGGGUCGGUGCCGGCUGCAGCCUGUCCGAGCUUCGCUCUCUGCUGGAGAAGCUGGUUCCUCGGUUCCCGGAGGAGAAGACGGAGCUGUUCAGAGCCCUGAACCAGCAGCUGGGCAACCUGGGAAACCAGCAGAUCCGCAAUGUUGCUUCUCUUGGAGGAAACAUCGUGAGCGCGUAUCCAAACUCGGACCUCAACCCUGUUUUGGCUGCCGGCAACUGCAAAGUCGUCGUCGUUUCCAGCGGAGGAAGACGAGAGGUUCCCCUGAAUCAAGACUUCUUCAUCGGGUUCGGAAAAACCGUCCUGAAGCCGGAAGAGAUUGUCGUCUCUGUUUUCAUCCCGUUUACCAGAAAGGGGGAGUUGGUCCGAGCUUUCCGCCAGGCGCCGAGGAAGGAGGCGUCCUUCGCCACCGUGUCGACCGGGAUGAGGGUGUUUUUCUCGGAGGGAUCCAGAGUGGUUCAGGAUGUCAGUCUGUACUACGGAGGAAUGGGUCCGACCACCGUUAGCGCCGCCAAAACCUGCGCCGCCAUCGUCGCAAAGCCUUGGGAUGACGAAACCCUCAGCAAAGCCUACGACAUCCUCCUGGACGAGCUGGUUCUCCCUCCGUCGGCUCCCGGAGGAAAAGUCGAGUUUCGUCGCUCCCUGACUCUCAGCCUCCUCUUCAAGUUCCACCUGGAGGUCCUGCAGAAGCUCAGAGAAACGAAUGUGAUCACGGAUGAGCUGCCGGAGAAGAUUUCGCCGUUACCCAGAGAGAUCCAGCCCAGCCUGCAGGAGUUCCAGGCCGUGCCGAAGGACCAGAGCGCCCAGGACCCGGUGGGCCGUCCCGUCAUGCACCGCUCCGGCGUCAGCCACGCCACCGGAGAGGCCAUCUACUGCGACGACAUCCCCAAAACCGACGGGGAGCUCUUCCUGGGACUCGUCACCAGCUCUCGAGCACACGCCAAGAUCACAGCUGUGGAUGUGAGUCGGGCCCUGCAGCUCCCCGGCGUCGUCGACGUCGUCACAGCCAAAGACAUUCCCGGGAAGAAAUUCCGCCCAAUGUUUGGUUACGAGGAGGAGCUGAUGGCGGAGACCGAGGUUUCUUGCGUCGGUCAGAUAAUCUGCGCCGUCGUCGCCGACUCGAGGGCUCACGCCAAGCGAGGAGCUGCGGCCGUGAAGAUCAGCUACGAGGACCUGCCGGAUCCCAUUUUCACCGUCGAGGACGCCAUCGAGAAGUCGUCCUACUACGAGCCUCGGCGAUGGAUCGAGCAGGGAAACGUGACGGAAGCUUUUGAAAAAGUCGAUCAGGUCUACGAAGGCGGGAUGCGGAUGGGAGGCCAGGAGCAUUUCUACAUGGAGACUCAGAGCAUGCUGGUCGUUCCUGUCGGCGAGGAGAUGGAGUUCAACGUGUACAUCUCCACUCAGUGGCCAACUGGAAUUCAGGAAGCGGUUGCAGAGACGUUGGGCAUCUCGUCCAACAGGGUCACCUGUCACGUCAAAAGAGUCGGCGGAGCUUUCGGAGGCAAGGUCACCAAAACCGGCCACCUGGCUUCCAUCACCUCUGUGGCUGCUUUGAAGACCAAUCGCGCCGUCCGCUGCGUCCUGGAGCGAGGCGACGACAUGUUGAUCACAGGAGGCCGGCAUCCCGUCCUGACAAAAUACAAGGUGGGCUUCAUGAAGGACGGCAGGAUCGUGGCGGUGGACAUCGAGUUCUACGCCAACGCCGGCAACACUGCGGACGAAUCCACUCUGGUCGCCGAGAAGAUCCUGCUUCACAUGGACAACGCCUACAACAUCCCCAACCUGCGAGGACAUGGAGCCGCCUGCAGGACCAACCUGCCCUCCAACACCGCCUUCCGGGGCUUCGGUGUGCCUCAGGGCCUCUUCUUGAUGGAGAACAUGGUCAACGACGUGGCGGCGGUGCUGGGACGCCCUGCAGACGAGAUCCGUGAGAUCAACAUGUACAAGGGCCCGUCGGUCACCCACUACAAGUGCGAGUUCAGCCCCGACAACCUGCAUCGCUGCUGGGACGAAUGCAAGCUCAAAUGCGACUACAGCUCCAGGCGCAAAGCCGUCGACCAGUUUAACCAGCAGAGCCGCUGGAAGAAGAGGGGGAUGUCCAUCAUCCCCAUCAAGUACGGCAUCGCCUUCGCAGAGGGCUUCUUAAACCAGGCUGCAGCUCUGGUCCACAUCUACAAAGACGGUUCUGUUCUGGUCACUCACGGAGGGACGGAGAUGGGUCAGGGGAUCCACACCAAGAUGCAGCAGGUUGCCAGUCGGGAGCUUCACAUCCCGACCUCGAAGAUCUACAUCAGCGAAACCAGCACCGGCACCGUCCCCAACACCUGCCCGUCCGCCGCUUCGUACGGCACCGACGCCAACGGCAUGGCGGUCAAGAACGCCUGUGAGAUUCUGUACCAGCGGCUGGAGCCAAUGAGGAAGAAAGACCCCAAAGGAUGCUGGGAGAGCUGGGUCAGAGCGGCGUUCUUCGAGAAGAUCAGUUUGUCGUCGACUGGAUAUUACAGGGGUCCAGAUCUCUACAUGGACUGGGAGAAGAAGGAGGGUCGGCCCUACGCCUACUUCACGUACGGGGUUUCCUGCAGCGAGGUGGAGCUCGACUGUCUGACGGGAGACUACAGGACGUUGAGGACGGACAUCAUGCUGGACAUCGGCAGGAGCGUCAACCCGUCUGUGGACAUCGGACAGAUCGAAGGCGCCUUCAUGCAGGGUUUGGGUCUCUACACUCUGGAGGAGCUCAAGUUUUCCCCCUCUGGCCUUCUGUACACCCGAGGUCCGUCUCAGUACAAGAUCCCGGCGGUCUGCGACGUCCCGCUUCAGUUCAACGUCUACCUGCUGCCGGACACCGACAACCCUCACGCCAUCUACUCCUCCAAGGGUAUCGGAGAACCCGCCGUCUUCCUGGGCAGUUCGGUGUUCUUCGCCAUCAAGGACGCCGUGGCCGCAGCUCGCUCCGACUCCGGUCUGGUCGGCCCGUUUGGUUUGGACAGUCCUGCGACGCCGGAGAGAGCCUGUCUGGCCUGCAGCUCCACGUUCACGCAGAAGAUUGCGACCAGCGAGCCGGGAUCUUUCAAACCGUGGGCCUUAAACCUCUGAAAGUCAAACUGAAGCCAAACCGCUUCACUAACCAACACAGUUAUCUGACUAAUAGUGCUAACGUCUCCACAUGCAAAUGAUCAACAAACAUGAAACUCGUGACUGAAAUCGUCCUGCUCGCUGAUCCUUAACCGCCUAAAAUGUGAACUCGAUGCUUUGUGACCGCUUGAUUUGACAGUUUCUCUGUAGCAAAAUAAAUAAGUGAACAAACGCAGAACACAUGAAAUAAAGGCAGCGCUUCAUCUUUAUUCACCCAGUGGCAGGAAAAACACUGGCAGCAGAAGCUGAAGUCGAAUGUUUGCUGAACUAACGCACAUCUGUCUUCUUGUGGACCGAGGCUGAUCAAACGUCGAUGCACCACGCGGCUGCAGCGUCGCCGGUCGGAGAUGAAACCUGCAGGAAGAAGAAGAAGAAGAAGAAGAAGAGCAGUUAAUGAGGUGUUUGACAGGAGGAGGUUAGAAAAUGCAAGUAAGGAGACAGUUCUGGGUGAAACAUGCGGCAUUAACGAUGUGUUUAAGGUUGUUUCAGAGUGAAAAUGGACAAACUGCAAAAAAAAAGAAAAGGCUUCAUUUGUUCUCUUGGUGGUUUAAUCUAUAAAUUGUUGAAAAAUAGUUUAAAAACUAGCAUUUUUGUUAGCGUAGAAUGAUGUUAAAGCUUAAGAUGCUCAUUUUAAUGUCACAUAUUGCAAAUAAAAGUUUUAAAUCGUCACAUGUAA